AUGCGGGUCCUCCUCGUCGCCAUCGUGCUCACGGGCGCGGCGGGCACCGAUUGCGUCGACUUCCCGUGCAAGUGCGAGUGCGGCAACCUCGCGGAAGGGAACCGCGACGACGGCGUCUGCAUCCGCCUGAACUUAGUCCGGCCCGAGAAGGGGAUCCGCCCCAACAUCGACAAGGCGACGUGUGAGGGGGAAUAUAGAGUCGGCCAAAAUGCUCCCUUCUACUUCUGCUGCGUCGACAGCUGUGCGGAAAUCAAAUUUACGGCGUGUUCGUCCUGAAUAGCCGCGUCGAUCUCCACGCCAUCGACGCGACGUCUGUUCGAUGGCGUGGCGGUGUUGGUUCCUCACCGCUCGACGGAACCAGCGCGGCCACGUCAUCGCCGAGAAAUGACUUAGUGAAGAAUUAUUGAGUGCGCCCGACACGCUGGUUGAUUUCCACACAGGUCGACAGCCAGGACCGCCCCGUGACCCCGCCGCCCGAAUUUGUACCGUUAAAAAUGAAGGCCUGGUUCGCGAUGACGGACAAGUACGGCUGCGACCCGUGCGAGCAGGCCAAGUUCCCGGGUUACAGGCCGAGUAAGCCGAACAAGUUCAAGCAGUGCCUCUACUACAAGAAAAAAAGGAAUGGCGUAGUCACUGUGAAGUUCAAGAACAACGUAGACAAGGCUGCGUGCGAGGCCCUCGCCGACGGCGACGAAAAAGUGGAGACGUAUUUCUGCGAAGAAGGAGGCGGGCCGCCGAAGGACGGGGUAUGCACGCCGACGCCGGUGCCGACGGCCGCGAAGACGUACUCGUACAACUUCGAGACCAUGCAGCCGACGCUGAGCCCGACGCCGCAGGCCACUCCCCCCUGA
Messenger RNA from Pelagomonas calceolata, 851 nucleotides. Lineage: Eukaryota; Pelagophyceae; Pelagomonadales; Pelagomonadaceae. The record is from the annotation of a GenBank genome assembly.